This is a messenger RNA of Aquila chrysaetos chrysaetos, 2037 nucleotides long. RefSeq names its product REX4 homolog, 3'-5' exonuclease (gene REXO4). Gene Ontology annotation, biological process: rRNA processing; DNA catabolic process. Gene Ontology annotation, cellular component: nucleus. The record is from RefSeq and is a predicted model, not a curated record. The transcript has 8 exons. NCBI's taxonomy places the organism in Eukaryota, Metazoa, Chordata, Aves, Accipitriformes, Accipitridae. Gene Ontology annotation, molecular function: 3'-5' exonuclease activity; nucleic acid binding. The coding region runs from base 42 to 1301 and encodes 419 amino acids.
CGGGACUGGUUUCCCCCGCCCCGGCGAAGGGGUCGGGCGGCAUGGCGAAGCAGAGCCCCGCGGAGCCCGAGGCGCCGGGGCCGAGCGCCGCGGCCCGCGGGAAGGGCAGGAGGAGGAGGAGGAAGAAGGUCUGGCGAGGCGGCGGGGAAACGGCGACGGGGGCCGGGCCGAAAGGGCCCGACAUGGCGGCGGGGGCAGCUCCCCCCCGCAGCCCCCGGGAGUUCUCCUCCAACUGGAAGGCGCUGCAGGAGGUACUGAAACAAAAGGCCAAGAACUCCAACGAGUCCAUCUCUACGUGUCAAACAUACACUAAAAAGAAGCAUCCACUCAAAGCAGGAAAUAGCCAAGAAGUUCUGGCCAUCAAUGGGAACGGGAAUGUGGUAAAGGCCAAAUCCACAAAUAAAAUGGACAGUGGUUCUGCUAAAGACAAUCCUCCUUUGGCUAAGCCAAAAUCCAAGAGGGUUGCAGUGGAUACGAAUUUAAAUGGCACCAAAAGCGACGGAAAAGGCUGCAAAGAAAAAAAGAAAAACGGCAAUAUUUUAAAGGAGAAAGAUGAUAUAAAACAUAAGAGGAGGAAAGCUCAAGAACAUGUGGAGCAGCAACCCAAAGAGGCUGAAAUCUGGUUUGAUGAUGUUGACCCAAAGGAUAUCGAAGCCGCAAUAGGACCUGAAGCAGCAAAAAUUGCUAGAAGAAAUCUGGGACUCGAAACGGGCCAAUCCAAACAGUCUGUGGAGCAGGUGCUGGUUAAAGAAAAGGCUUCUGAAGGGCUGACACGAGCAGUAGCCAUGGACUGUGAGAUGGUGGGAGUGGGACCCAAGGGUGAAGACAGUAUUGUGGCUCGUGUGUCCAUCGUCAACCAAUUUGGAAAGUGCGUUUAUGACAAGUAUGUCAAGCCUACAGAAGAGGUGACUGAUUACAGAACAGCUGUUAGUGGCAUACGCCCUGAGAAUAUAAAUACAGGUGAAGAUUUUAAAACAGUUCAGAAGGAGGUCGCCGACAUCUUGAAUGGAAGGAUUUUAGUUGGACAUGCUUUACGCAAUGAUCUAAAGGUCCUAUUUCUUGAUCAUCCUCAGAAGAAGAUACGUGACACACAGAGAUACAAGCCUUUCAGACAGAGAGUCAAGAAUGCACGGCCAUCAUUGAAACUGCUCUGUGAGAGACUGCUAAAUGUUCAAGUGCAGACAUCGGAGCACUGCUCGAUUCAGGAUGCACAAGCAGCUAUGAGACUCUACACCUUGGAGAAAAAGAAAUGGGAAGCUGCUGUUAAGAACAAAUCUAACAACAAAAAUUGUAAAACUUGAAUGGUGUUUAUCUGCAGCAUUUGCUGGUUUCAUGUCACAUUCCAGGGCAAAUUCAGAGAUAACUCAGAACUGACAGCAGCUACUUCAUAAAAUCAAUCAAAAGACAAUACUUCCUAACCUGGUACAUGAAUGCUGCCAUACCAAAAUACCGCUAGUAUCUCCUUUCUGGGUGGUACUUAUGCCUAAUGUCUACUACUGUGUUUAAACAAUACUUGUAACAAAUGCCUGCAUUUGUGAAGUACUUCAUCAGUUCAAUUUCUGCAAAGGAAAUACACACUGAAUAAGUUAAAAAAAGUGUUUUUAAAUUACGAUAGAUGAAGGAAGAAACUGUCAUUGCUUUGCUGAAACUCCCAAGACUAAAGUCUUUAUUUCAAGUAUUUUAAAGUCUACAAAGUAAGGUGAAUUCUUAAUUAUUGCUGUUAGUCUCUCAGUUGUGGUACCUAAAUCAACAGAAUAUAUAACUGUUUAUAUAUUAUUAAUGGCCCAAUAUUAAUCUUUCUGGUGAGAAAAAUCUUUUAAAAUAUUUCUGGAGGAUCCAAGCUUUUAUAUUUGAGCCAGAAGUGUACAAGUCUUGUUCUUAUACAAAAAAGUUUUCUUUCACUUCUGCAGUUUCAAAAGCGUUGCAUCCACAAGGGUCAUUAUCUCCUGGAGAGAAAUGUAAGAAUUGUCAAAACAAGAUUACCUUGUUGUUUCACUUAUUUUUAUAUUCCUUUAUUAAUAAAAACACUGUGUCUAA